AUGCGCAGCUGGGCCCCCCGCCCCACUACGUACACCUGGAACCGCCCGGAAAUCAGCGAGGAAUUCAUGAAAAAAAGAGUUAAUACCAUCAAAGAAUCUGUAGUGGUACAACCAGCAGAAUCUGGCAAUACCAUCUGCCAAGAGGAAAAAGCAGAACAGCAACUGGAGCUGGACACUACCAACUGCCAGCUGGAGAUUCCAGAAACCCCUGAUGCUAAGAUCAGUCAGGAGAUACCAGAGGAAUCAGGCCCAAACACCUGCGAGCCUGAAAUUCCCAACAGCUCCGAAGAGCAAGUGGAAGCCCCUGAACAACAGGAGGAAGAACAACUGGUUGAGGAGGAAAAGGCUGAGAGCAGCCCCUGCCAGGAGAUACCAGAGGAAUCAGGCCCAAACACCUGCGAGCCUGAAAUUUCAAACAGCUCCGAAGAGCAAGUGGAAGCCCCUGAACAACAGGAGGAAGAACAACUGGUUGAGGAGGAAAAGGCUGAGAGCAGCCCCUGCCAGGAAAUACCAGAGGAAUCAGGCCCAAACACCUGCGAGCCUGAAAUUUCAAACAGCUCCGAAGAGCAAGUGGAAGCCCCUGAACAACAGGAGGAAGAACAACUGGUUGAGGAGGAAAAGGCUGAGAGCAGCCCCUGCCAGGAGGAAAAACCAGAGCAAAAUCUGGAGCCAGCCACUACCAACUGCCAGGAGACUCCAGAAACACCUGAUAGUAACACCUGUCAGGAGACUCCAGAACCCCCUGACGCUAAGAUCUGUCAGGUGAAUCAACAUACAAUUGCAGAUAAAUACAUGAACCCCAGGAGAUAUCUGCAGCUCUUAGAGCCAGGUUGUGAGGACGACUAUGGGAUGAACUAUAAUGGAUGGCACCGUAAAGAGCAAAAAGAAGUGGCCAUCACCAUCGUUAAGGAUAUCGAGAACAAAAAAGGAAUCCUGCGAGAAGUUGACAUCUUAGAAGCAGUUAAGGGCCACAAAAAUGUGAUCGGCUUUUACGGGGCAUUUUACCACCCUGCCUCUGUGAAGAUGCCGGAACGUGAAGGACUGUGGAUUUCUAUGGAGCGUUGGUCUGGUGUAUCAGUGCAAGACCUCAUCAACACCAGACGCUCCCUGUCAGAGGACUGGAUUGCCUAUAUCUGCAGGGAGGUGCUACAGGGCCUGUGUCAUCUUCACAAACAGAAGGUCAUCCAUCACGACCUGAGGCCACAGAAUAUUAUAGUGACAUCAUCCGCUGAUAUAAAGAUCACCGACUUCAGCUCUGCCACCAUGGGGACAAGCAGUGUUAGUACUUCUGGGACUAUACCAUACAUGGCCCCAGAAGUACUCAGCAACAUUAGCACCAAGAUCAUCCAUUACAACUCGAAGGCUGAUAUAUGGUCAUUGGGAAUAUCAGCGCUGGAAAUGGCGGAAGGAUAUUAUCCAUUCAGCAGAUCCCCCGAACACAAAUUAAUGAAGAGGGUUAUGCACGGUCCCGCACCAACAUUACUAUGGGAGAAAUGGAGUGACAACUUCCGUGCAUUCAUCGGUGAAAUCCUCCAGAAGAAUGCAGCAAGGAGGUCCUCUGCAGAGCAGCUACUGUCACACCCCUUCAUAUUAAAUAUCUCGAAUGAGAGGGGUGUGACUGAUUCCAUCAAGUGGUACCUGCAUUAA
Xenopus laevis (African clawed frog) is the source of this 1647-nucleotide messenger RNA. RefSeq names its product traf2 and NCK-interacting protein kinase. Bases 1 to 1647 code for a protein of 548 amino acids. The record is from RefSeq and is a predicted model, not a curated record. Lineage: Eukaryota; Metazoa; Chordata; Amphibia; Anura; Pipidae. The transcript is spliced from 24 exons.